AUGAAGAUCGAGGAGGUGAAAAGCACCACUAAGACCCAGCGCGUCGCCGCCCACAGCCAUGUCAAGGGCCUCGGCUUGGACGAGAGCGGGCUGGCUAAGCAGGCGGCCGCCGGGCUGGUCGGACAGGAGAAUGCCCGUGAGGCAUGCGGCGUAAUCGUAGAGUUAAUUAGAAGCAAGAAAAUGGCUGGCAGAGCGGUGCUGCUCGCUGGACCUCCUGGAACUGGCAAGACUGCUUUGGCCCUCGCCAUUGCUCAGGAGCUGGGCAGUAAGGUACCGUUCUGCCCCAUGGUGGGGAGUGAAGUCUAUUCUACAGAGAUCAAGAAAACAGAAGUGUUAAUGGAGAAUUUCCGAAGAGCGAUUGGUCUGAGAAUCCGAGAAACGAAGGAAGUGUAUGAAGGAGAGGUGACGGAACUGACCCCCUGUGAGACUGAGAAUCCAAUGGGAGGCUACGGCAAAACUAUCAGUCACGUCAUUAUAGGCCUGAAAACAGCCAAAGGAACCAAACAGUUAAAGCUGGAUCCCAGCAUCUAUGAAAGUCUACAGAAGGAGCGGGUGGAAGUUGGGGAUGUCAUCUACAUUGAAGCAAACAGUGGAGCCGUAAAGAGGCAGGGCAGGUGUGACACCUAUGCCACAGAGUUUGACCUUGAAGCGGAGGAGUACGUGCCCUUGCCAAAGGGCGAUGUCCAUAAGAAGAAAGAGGUGAUUCAGGACGUCACGCUCCAUGACCUGGAUGUGGCCAAUGCAAGACCUCAGGGUGGACAAGACAUUCUGUCUAUGAUGGGUCAAUUGAUGAAGCCAAAGAAAACUGAAAUCACAGAUAAACUGAGAGGUGAAAUCAACAAAGUGGUGAACAAAUACAUUGACCAGGGCAUUGCAGAGCUGGUGCCCGGGGUGCUGUUCAUUGAUGAAGUUCACAUGCUGGACAUCGAAUGUUUUACUUACCUCCACCGAGCCCUGGAGUCAUCACUCGCUCCCAUUGUCAUCUUUGCUACUAAUCGAGGCAACUGCGUUGUUAGGGGCACUGAAGAUGUGGUUUCCCCUCAUGGGAUCCCUCUGGAUCUGCUAGACAGAGUGAUGAUUAUCCGCACCAUGCUGUACACACCACAGGAAAUGAAGCAGAUUAUAAAGAUUCGUGCGCAGACCGAAGGGAUUAACAUUAGCGAGGAAGCCUUGAAUCACUUGGGAGAGAUCGGCACCAAGACAACAUUAAGGUACUCUGUACAGCUGCUGACCCCGGCCAACCUCCUCGCCAAAAUCAACGGCAAAGACAGCAUUGAAAAGGAGCACGUGGAAGAAAUCAACGAACUGUUCUACGAUGCAAAAUCAUCUGCUAAAAUAUUGGCUGAGCAACAAGAGAAGUACAUGAAGUAAACGAUCAAGAAGUACAGCUGCAUAGCCCGAGAUUUAGUCCGCCAUCAUCUGUGAUAUAUUGAACUGGUUUCGUGAACUGAAAAUACCUGGGAAGACCCCAGAGAGCGGCUGUGGGGGAAGGGGGGGGGAGUGAACUUGGUAGAAUAUAUUUAAUUUGUAAUUUUUCUGGUUGGAAAAAUUUUAUAUUGAAACAUAAAAGAACAAAAAAAAAUG
This is a messenger RNA of Bufo bufo (common toad), 1584 nucleotides long. It is a transcript of the gene RUVBL1, whose product is annotated as RuvB like AAA ATPase 1. Gene Ontology annotation, biological process: box C/D snoRNP assembly; chromatin remodeling; regulation of transcription by RNA polymerase II. Gene Ontology annotation, cellular component: Ino80 complex; NuA4 histone acetyltransferase complex; R2TP complex. The coding region runs from base 1 to 1371 and encodes 456 amino acids. The record is from RefSeq and is a predicted model, not a curated record. The transcript has 11 exons. Gene Ontology annotation, molecular function: ATP hydrolysis activity; ATP binding; DNA helicase activity. NCBI's taxonomy places the organism in Eukaryota, Metazoa, Chordata, Amphibia, Anura, Bufonidae.